GCGUCCUGUUUAGCGUCUGUUAAACGAGAGGCAAGCAGCCGAAGUGAAACAACUCUAAGUCAUCACGUUUUCAAAAUGGCGUGCUACACAGACAGGAUGAAGGGAGUUAAGGAGGUUAACUACGAAGAAGCGUUUCAGAACGCGAAGGACGAUUUGCGUUAUCAGUUAAUUUGGGUGCAUUUUAAAGACGAGCCUGAUUUUGUGAAAAUUAUCGAAGACGAUGAUGCAUAUGAGAGAAUAUAUGGUAAGUUCCGAGUAUUUAGGCUAUGUUUCCACUAUAUCGGACAGCUUUCCGUAGCGGCGCAAAAAAAACACCUAUCCGAUACGGAAUGUACAAGUUUCAGAAGCUGAGCGAAACAACAUCUCUCCGUUGCAAUAAUUCCUUUGAAAAUAGCGUUCCUAAAAGGUACGGAUAGCUGUUUUUCACGUCGCUAUAUCUGGUACAGUGUAAACGUGGCCAUUGUCAUUCAUUUAGCCAGAAUUGAUUCUGGAAUUCAAUGGGUGUCCAAGCUUGGAAUUCGACCCAGUUAGUUAGACAUGAACUUGUGGUUAGAGCUCGACAACUGGACUCUGCAUGUAGUUCAGUUGGUUAGAGCGCUGCACCGGAAUCGCAGGGCCGCAGGAUCGAUUCCUGCCAGCUAUAGUUGCACUUUUUUGCUCCUGGUUAGGUAUAAUAAAUGUAUGUACAUUUCCACUCGAUAAUUUCCAUCUAUAAUACCCAUCUAUAUUCUAUGUAAUACCUGGUACAGCGCGCUAACUAUUAUCCUUUUUGUGUAUAGCUGAGGUUUUGGACAGCGAAGGUUUCCGAGGAUCGUACGCCGUGCACUGUCGCAGACGUUGUGUGGUGCGUUUCGUUGGCGUUCUCUACGAGUACAGUGAGAGGUUUCCACCACGCGUUGGCAAUCGCGUAGCGCUGGAACUUGGCGUGAAAUACAUCGCGUAUAAUCUCAAACGUUCUCAGGAGUUCGACUUGACGAAGCUUCAGAGAUUGAAGUUUUAUAACAAAGCUUUAAAGAUGGAGAUGAUUAUGCUCAAAGAGGAUUUAGAAUGGAAUGAUGAUCUCAACGAUGACAUGUUUAAUGAAAUACAACGCUUUGAAAGAAACGUGGAACGCGAGCGAGAGGAGAAUGAAAGGUUUGUGCCAUGAUGGUUUUUGCCAGAGCUUCGCGCAGACAAUGCCAGCUAUUUCCAGUCUUCCGAGAAUAAGCAGUCAAAACGCGGGCGUUUGACCCUUAAAACCUUAUACAGCCGAAUCCCUGUGAAGCGGAUCCCUUCGGGAGCUCACCGAUGUAUGCGUCCACUUGAAAGGGGUGUCCGCUUAAUGGGGGGAGAGAUGGGGGGCGGGGGGGUUGCAAUGAUAAUAGUAUUUUAUGAAAGAAAUCAUUGGGACGGGAGGUAUGUCUCCUUAAGAGAGGCAGGGGUGGAAAAAAUAGGCGAGCACUGCUCGCAGGAAAUGUUAAACAGCUGCAGGGUAUCCCUAAUGAAUGAAGAUUUGCUAUUGAAAAUUGGAAGGAAACCUUGGAAGGAGACAUUAUUCCUUGAAUUUAAAACCAUGGUCAGCUAGAACACUACUGUAUAUGUUUAUGCACAUGCAGAUUUAGCACAAAAAUACUCCGUUGGUCUGCAGGAGAUUUUUGUCUCCAGGUUGUGCUCCCAGGAAGAAAAUGCUUUUUUCCUGCCCUGAAGAGCGGUAUCCGUUAACAGGGCUUCGACUGCAUUUAUCCAUAUUUCAUUCAUUUCUCCUUUUCAAGGUUACUGCUAAAAGGCAAAGCAAGGAAGGCCGAGAUUGAAUUACUCAACUAUCGGCUUCUCAAAGAAUUUGGUGUUGAACAACAGAGAGAAGCCAAACAAAAGAAAGUGAAGAAAGCCUUACCAAAACCAAAACAAAAAGCUGCAAGCAAAGAUGAAGACGAUGAUGGGGACAGUUUUGAGGAGAAAUUCAACUCAGUCAAGACUUCUAUUAAUCGAGGAUUCACUUCAAUUGCCAAGGAUUAGCUGCAUGCAGACGAAACUGACUAAAUAAUAGAAAACUUGUUCUUGUAGUGUAUCUUUAGCUAAUCAACAUUCCCUAAAAAAUGAAUGUUAAUCUUAUAUAUAAACUGUUUAUUUAUCACAUGUCAAUUAACUUUUGCACUAUUUCUAAUUUGCACUGCUUGUAAUAUAGAUAGGUCCACAAAUUGUGUUCGUUCUUUGUUGAUGUUUUCUAUGGUAAUUGUUUUCUAAAGAAUGUGUUUUUAAUGAAAUAGAUAAUCCGUGUAUUGCGAUA
Messenger RNA from Paramuricea clavata, 2266 nucleotides. NCBI's taxonomy places the organism in Eukaryota, Metazoa, Cnidaria, Anthozoa, Malacalcyonacea, Plexauridae. The record is from the annotation of a GenBank genome assembly.